GGCCGCAAAGCGCAGACCGGAACCAACAUGAGCCGUCCCGCGAUGCAAGCCCUCGCCGCCGUCGUUGCUGCUCUCGCCCUUGUCGCCACCGCCGACGCGGCAGCUUUGUUCGGCGGAGAUGUGCCGACCUGUCCCGAGCCCUGGGGUGUCCAGGCCUACCCCCACCCGGAGGACUGCGGCUCGUUCUUCCUCUGCACCAACGGAACCCUCAGUCUCGAGCACUGCGAGAACGGCCUGCUCUUCGACGGCAAAGGCGCCGUGCACAACCACUGCAACUACAACUGGGCCGUCCACUGCGGACACCGCAAGGCUGACCUGACUCCGUUGAGCUCGCCCGGUUGCGAGUACCAGUUCGGCAUCUACCCCGACAGCGACUCCUGCAGCACGACGUACAUCAAGUGCGCCUACGGCGAGCCUCACCAGGCCCACUGCGACGCCGGACUGGCCUACGACGACAAGAGCCACACCUGCGUCUGGCCCGACCAGCUGAUACCCUACUGCAACCCCGAGGCCGUCGUCGGCUUCAAGUGUCCGGCUAAGCCGCCCACUGGAGCUGCCGCUAGAUUCUGGCCGUUCCCCAGGUUCCCCGUGCCCGGCGACUGCGGACGUCUCAUCACCUGCGUCGAGGGUCAUCCCCGUCUCAUCACCUGCGGCGAGGACAAGCUCUUCGAUUCCGAGACUCUCAGCUGUCUCGACAAGGACGAGCUUCCUCACUGCGCAUAAUCAUUCAAUGGACGAUGAGCAUCAGGAGGAGUCUUUCGAGUAUACGAGAGAAGGCGGGAGGACGAGGCGAAGUCGUUAGUUUGUUUUAUUCUGUUUUCGAGCUUUGGUACCUGCGGUUAAACACAUUCGUGAAUAAAUAUGAUAAUCAAAACGUUGACAACCUUUUGUGAUCGUUCCGUAUACGUGUUUUGUUGAUCUUGUGCGUGUAUAUGAAAAAACAAAACGUUGGAUAUUAUAAGUACAUAAACGAGUACAAAAACGUCGAUUGUAAUAAAGAGGAAAGAAGAUAAUAAUACGUGACUCGUAUUACGUGUCUUAUUUUUAUGUAAAAAAAAUACAUUAUUUCACUUUAUUUUCAGAAGAAAAGAAAUUCUACGGCACAAUAUAACGUACAAUAAUGUUUGUUUUAUCGUCCUUAAUCAUCGUGUGUUUGUGUGUUUGUUUGCCUUUUCUUCGUUCUACAAGGUAUAUAGGAUAAGAAGAAGAGGACAGAGAAAAAAUAUAGUAUUUACAUUUCGACAGACGAACUUUACAGUAGUACAAGGACUUUUUAGAAGGACUUUUGGUCUCGACGUAUGACAUAACUCAAUUGUACCGCUUGUGUAUAGUUUCGACGCUCUCGUUGUUACACCAAGUAUAUAUAAAUCAUAUACGUAAAAUAGGGGAUCCUCGAUCUCAGGUUCACGAUAAACUCUAAUAAUACAAAUAAUAUAAUAAUAAUAAUAAUAAAAUAAUAAUAAUAACGAAA
This is a messenger RNA of Nasonia vitripennis (jewel wasp), 1471 nucleotides long. It is a transcript of the gene Cpap3-d, whose product is annotated as cuticular protein analogous to peritrophins 3-D1. The record is from RefSeq and is marked validated. Gene Ontology annotation, cellular component: extracellular region. Gene Ontology annotation, molecular function: chitin binding. NCBI's taxonomy places the organism in Eukaryota, Metazoa, Arthropoda, Insecta, Hymenoptera, Pteromalidae.